CCCGUAGCAAAAGUGUUGCGCGUUUGCCUGGCGGCAUGGCCAAGACAUGGUUGUAGUCGUUGCAAACUUCGCAAAGCUUUGGAUACGCAACUUCACCAACACUUAUUCGGUGUGUGCAGCAGGCGCUGGUGCAGCCUCAUCUAUACAAAAUUUGUGGCGGCUUACGCCAUAAUAUAACUUAUCUCGCGUGUAAGUAACAGUGAUUGUUCGCAACGAGAAACGCCCCUCUCGUGUACCGUGUAUGCCAGUCGUUCCACAGUUCCACCGCGAAGAUGGUUCUGGCGUUUUUCAUUGCGUCGGUGUCUGAGAAGACGUCGGGGAUUAUUUACUCGACAUUCUACGGUUGGAGCAAAAGACCGCUGUUCAGCGACGUCCAGUGUGUUACGGCCAGUGGCGACGCCGGCGAUUUAAAUUCGGCUCGAGGGCCCAGCGAAAUGAACGAGGAGCAGAAGACUAGAUCCGAUCUGCUGAAACGCGUUUAUCAGAGCGCGGUCGAAGACAUGAAAAACACGCCGCCCGAAGUUUCCAGCUCGUCCAGCGACGUCACGAUGCACUUGACGGAGCGCAAAGGACAGUUUUUCUUCAGCGACCUCGACGCGGGCGACAGCGUUGCGGUGUGGCACUCGUUUGGCGAUUGCUGUUUUGUAGCCAUAUGCGACGAAAGUGAAAACGUCGGUCUUGCGGCCUGCUGCUUAAGGUUGAUUAUUCAAAGCGUGUCGGCGCACAUCAUUUUUUUGACGCCAGCGGAACUAAAUGCUAAAAUUGGACUAUUACGCGGCAUCGUGGAGCUCUACAUGCCGAGUGGAAGACUGUUAUUCGUAAACCAGAGCUCCGUGAAGCAGUACGAACAAAUGUUGCACAAACUAGUGUCUUGAAUAC
Rhipicephalus sanguineus (brown dog tick) is the source of this 879-nucleotide messenger RNA. RefSeq lists its product as uncharacterized. The record is from RefSeq and is a predicted model, not a curated record. The transcript has a single exon. Gene Ontology annotation, biological process: double-strand break repair via homologous recombination; endosomal transport. Gene Ontology annotation, cellular component: late endosome; lysosome; cytosol. NCBI's taxonomy places the organism in Eukaryota, Metazoa, Arthropoda, Arachnida, Ixodida, Ixodidae. The coding region runs from base 273 to 875 and encodes 200 amino acids.